AUGUCAGACACGCGUGUGUUUAUAAUGUACCGAUACAACUAUGACAACAGCACGUGCCAAUUGACAGGAAAUUUGGACGGCUGUCGUAGACACGACAACGACUACGGAAAACUCAUCAACAAUCUGUUUGAGCAAGUCGAAAAUGCGGGUUGUUCAUCACAUCAACAGUUAUGGACCACUCUUUACCAUAUAAGUGACUAUGGGAGUUACGACUGUAUGAGCGAUAUGAUUUACAGAGCUGUUGAGAGGUAUCAGGACGCUGCCCACGACCCAUGUGUCUGCGAAGAAACAACGACAACGCCAAAGACAACAACAACUACUACUCCUACGACUACCACCACCACGACAACAAAACCAACUACUUCUUCUACCACAACAUCAACAACAACUACAUCAACGACGACCAUACCGACUACUACAGCUCCUGUCUUCAAACACACUUGUGAUCCACAUAAAGUAAUAACUAUACUGGCUCACGCACAAAUAGUCACCCACCCUGAUGCUCACCCGUGCUCUGACGUGCAAGUUGGAACGAACGAGGAUCUCGUGCUGAACGCUUGUAAUCUUACCGCGCCGACAACUUGGACACGUGGUGUCAAUGUUAUGACAAUCUGUAGCUCCAUUCCAAAGUAUACCCCCAUAGCCUCGUUUCAAUCGUCGACAGGGUAUUCGUACCACGCUGAAGGGGGCGAACAGUCUGGGGUUCUUCUCGAGUGUGAUACAGAUGGCAAUGGCUUUAAGAUGGCCACCCAGUUCUGUGAAUAUUCCCCAGAAAUUAUUCACAUCAGAAGCCAAGACUUUUUUCAGAACGAUGCCGACAACUAUUAUGUAAUUGUGUAAUGACAUCAUAACUAUCUAGCGCAUGAUGAAAUAAAGUAACGAUGGUCACAUCGAUGUUACA
Molecule: messenger RNA, 901 nt
Organism: Mya arenaria
Lineage: Eukaryota; Metazoa; Mollusca; Bivalvia; Myida; Myidae
Product: integumentary mucin C.1-like
Exons: 9
Coding region: 1-840 (279 amino acids)
Source: RefSeq, a predicted model, not a curated record